This is a messenger RNA of Dermatophagoides pteronyssinus (European house dust mite), 1560 nucleotides long. RefSeq lists its product as uncharacterized. NCBI's taxonomy places the organism in Eukaryota, Metazoa, Arthropoda, Arachnida, Sarcoptiformes, Pyroglyphidae. The record is from RefSeq and is a predicted model, not a curated record.
AUGUAUGUUCGUUUCAUCAUACUAAGUGAAGAUAUUCAAAAUUAUUUUUCCACAUUAAUUUUAUGGGCAUUGUUGACAGCAUUUCUAGCCAGCAAUAUGGUUAUUGCUUUUCAAAAAAAUAUUAAUGAAGAUAAAUAUGUUGUUAAAGUUUUUAUUUAUUAUUGUUUACUAUUAGAUUAUUCUAUAAUGAUUCUGAUGACAUAUUUUAUAUCAAGAGUUAAUGCAAAAAUUAAUUCGUUUCGUUUCCUGAUUGAAGAUACAAUAAGCCAUGCAAAUCAUUCAACAAGUUUUCAUUUUCGUUUAUAUAUGGCUACAAUUUAUCAACGUAUGAUCAAUAUUAAACCAUGGGGAAUCAAAAUUGGUUCGAUUACUGUAUUGACAACAUGGGUGUUUUUCAAACUCAUCAUAAUUUAUGCACGUUUCACAUUGUUAACAUUCAAAUUAUCGAUUAAAAAUAGUUCAUAUUCAUCUAAAUAUUAUAAUUCUAUUAGUAGUUUUUAUGCAAAAUUUCUAUUACUUAAUUAUUCAAAAUGUUUAUGGUUAUCAUUACCACGAUUAGAACAGUUUCGAUUUCUACUUCUCAUAUUUUUUUCAUUAUUUUAUAUGACAUCCGGUCUUGAAUUAAUCCAUUAUACCAAAACUGAACGCUUUUUACUUGGCGAUAUUACCAUCAUUUUGACAGAUCAUUUGAACGAAUUAAGUAGAAUGAAGUCAUUAUUUAUAUGGCUUACUCUUGUUGUCGCCUUGAUUGUUGCAUACGAUAUGUUUAACACUAAACGUUCAAAUGCAUUUCUUUUUCUCAAUUUAUUGCUGCAUCUUUUUCGGUUAGGAGAAUUUAUUGAAACAAUGCCAUUAUGGCAGUUAAUAAUCAGAGCAAUAUCACUGUACUUGUUAUGCGUAUCAAUCAAUUUCUUUGUAACAUUUUUCUACAGUAUAUCAUUAUAUGGAAUUUAUUCUGUUUGGACCGGUUACAAAACAAUUAAUCAGAUACGGAUGAAAAUCGAUGUAAUACUUGCUAAAUAUAAAUAUUAUAUUAUGAAACAAAAAUAUAUUUUUUGUAUACGAUUAAGUGAACUACGAUUAUUGAAAUUAUUCGAAAUGUAUGCACGAUUGAUUAUUUUUACCGAACAAGUUGGAUUAUAUGCAUCAAGAAUGAUAUUAUGGUCAAUUAUUUUUACAUUCAUGACCAGUCAAUUCACUAUUUAUUCUAUAAAAGAAAUAAAAGGAGAUAAAAUUUCCGUUGGCAUUAUACUAUAUUAUCUACUCAUUAUUGAACAUGUUAUAAUAAUUUUAAUUUCAUAUACCAAUUCAUUAUAUAAUACAAGAUUGAAUUCAAUACACACUAAUAUACGUCAUACAUUAAUACAAACGAAUCAAACAUCAAAUAAAUAUUUUAAAUUUAAAAUGAUGAUUAUCAAUCAAAAUAUGAUUAAUACCAAACCAUUCGGUUUAAAAAUUGGACCUAUCAAUGUAUUAACUAAAAUCAUCUUUGUAAAGCUCAUCAUAUAUUAUUUCCGUAUUACAAUUCUAUCUCAUAAAUUAUUCAAACAUCAAUCAUAA